AUGGAAGUCAGAGACGCCCAACACUCUCUCACCACCAGCAGAGAUGGGCUCGAGGAAGCAGAAGAUCCACUACAAUACGACGAAAUAGCAGACGAAGGGAUGGAACCGGGCUCGGAAUUUCCCGAUCUGGAAAGUAAACUCUCUGCAGUACUAUCAGAUGUAGGCAAAAUUAUGGACAUGCGGAGCUGCCGUCUAGACUGGCUCCUAUUCAAGGAGGUGGGCAAGGAUCUGUCAAAUGCCAAAGACACCCUAGAGUUUGCAUGCGCGAUGUACGAUGCCGUGAGAGCUCACAAAAGCUUAUACGAAGUUGGCCGCAUCAUCCACAGGGAUGUCUCGGCUGGUAACAUCCUGAUCCUGCUAUCACCGUCGGAUGAGCCCCAUGGACUUCUGAUUGACUGGGAAAUGGGAAAGGACAUGGACGAGGAACCAAGAAAGGCACGAUCAAAUAUCAGUGGAACGAUGCUUUUCAUGUCCAUCACUCUGGAAUAUGUACCACUUCAUCAAGCUUGGCACGACCUCGAGUCGUUCUACUGGGUGUGGGUGUACAUGAUCAUUCACCACGUCUCCGGCCUCACGCUCAAGGGCAAACCGCUGAAUGCGAUCGGGAGAAAGGAGCGCCUGGACUUGAUCUUUGGGCUGACAACACUCGAAGGGCUUAGUCUAAUAAAACGUGCCACGCUCGCCCACUCAAUGGACAUCGAGGGGUGUCCGGAACUUGGGAGGGCCUUCAAUCUAACAGACACACUUCGGAAGAUCAAAGGCGGUCUAGGAAACAUUUUCCUUCUGGAUCACGCGAGUUUCUGCUCUUUCCUCAGGUUCACGAUCGAUGCACGCGAACGGGCGCUUUGGACUCCGAUCGAGAUAACGACGAAGGAACGUCCAGAUCGCCGUAACAGUAAGGCGCUUUCCAGUAGUGGAGGCAUAAGUGCAAGCAAGUCGAAAGGUUUCAGCGUUCAACUACGGGGCGACAAUCCGUUCAAUGCAGUGCCAAUACCAAAUGACAUCAAAAUAAAUCUUGAGACCACAACCAGCAGUACUGGGACGAGGCAAUCUUUCAAGAUCGAGGGUAUCGCUGAAGAGAUUCAGUCCGAGGUAGGCAACGAUGUAGGCGGAGACGAUUCCGUCGCCGGACGUGUGAAGAGGAAUAGACGACCCGCCCUAAAUCAAUGA
This is a messenger RNA of Serendipita indica DSM 11827, 1170 nucleotides long. NCBI's taxonomy places the organism in Eukaryota, Fungi, Basidiomycota, Agaricomycetes, Sebacinales, Serendipitaceae. The record is from the annotation of a GenBank genome assembly.